AUGGCUUAUAGGAUGGAUAGCUUGGCUAACCAGGUAAAGACUCUGACCUCUAAAGAAGAUGAGAUAUGCGAGGAUGAUAAAUUGAAGCAAACUUCAAAGAAAAAAGUGUACAAUGGUAGCAAUAAGAACAAUACUGUUGCUAUGGAAAAAGGACAUCUUGGGUUUGUUAAGGUUAACAUGGAUGGAUUGUCAAUAAGGAGGAAAGUGGAUCUAAAUGCUUCUUCUGUAUAUGAGACUUUAGCCCAAGCACGGAAGGACAUGUUCACUAAUCCAACCAUAGGCAUCACUUCCAUUUGUUCGAGUGGAGAGAGUGAGCAAUCAAGAAAGGUCACCAGGUUUUUAAAUGGAUCAUCCGAAUUUUUGCUCACUUAUGAAGAUAAGGAAGGGGACUUGAUGCUCGUACAAGAUGUUCCUUGGGAGAUGUUUCUCAACACAGUGAAGAGGCUUAGAAUCAUGAAGACAUCGGAAGCUAAUGGAGUUGGUACCUAA
Molecule: messenger RNA, 489 nt
Organism: Malania oleifera
Lineage: Eukaryota; Viridiplantae; Streptophyta; Magnoliopsida; Santalales; Ximeniaceae
Product: auxin-responsive protein IAA13-like
Exons: 3
Coding region: 1-489 (162 amino acids)
Biological process (GO): regulation of DNA-templated transcription
Cellular component (GO): nucleus
Molecular function (GO): protein binding
Source: RefSeq, a predicted model, not a curated record